UACAAGAUUGAGGAAGUAACGACUCGUAGUAAACAAACAUAAUAAAUUUACCGAAACUCACAUUUGAAGUGAUGUCAGCCGAAAACUCUAUAUCGGACAAUAUAAUGGAUAUGUUUGGACUAUCAACGGACAAAGGAAGUCCAGUUCCACUGAGGUCCAUUGACGUGAAUGUGACAAUCAAGGGCUACCUGGCCGAGGUGGUAACCAGUCUGGGGUAUUACAACAGCGAGGAUGACCCAGUCGAGGCAAUGUUCACGUUCCCUGUGGAUGAUGGGAGUGCCGUAUAUCAGUUUGAGGCCACCAUUGAUGGAAGGCACAUUGUCGCUGAGAUUCAAGAAAAGGAACAGGCUAUUCUAACAUAUGAAGAUGCAAAGCAGAGUGGGAAGACAGCCAUGUUGCUUAAAGAAGAUACAAAAAGCAGCGACACUUUCCAAUGCAUGCUUGGUAAUCUGCCCGCAGGCAAGGAAGCAGAACUGAAGCUCUCAUAUGUGAAUGAGCUGCCACAGGAGGAGGAUGGAAGGGUGAGGUUUACACUACCUACAGUGCUGAACCCACGCUACUGUCCAGAAGCUGGUUCGAGCGUUGCCGCAGAGGGAGCUGACUAUGUACCACCCAAGUCAGUGCCAUACAAUUUCAAGAUGACUGUCACAAUAGAAGGAUACCAUGGGAUUAAGGCUGUUUCUUCUGACAAAAUCUCACUUGAUGUCAAGUUAGAGUCAGGCGGAAAAUUGGCUCAGUUUGAGAUUGGGGAGGAGUUUAAAUUUGACCAUGACCUUUGUCUGCUGGUGGAAUAUGCCGAGCCUUUCGCUCCUCAGGUUAUCCUGGAAAAUGGAAACCCGGGAAAAGAGGGUCUACUGAAGGAAGACAUGCUAAUGGUGAGUUUCCAUCCCGACCUCAAGGAGGUUGCCAUGGCAACCAAUGGAGAAUAUGUCUUUAUCAUUGAUAGAUCAGGAAGUAUGAAUGGUAGCAGAAUAAAGAAUGCAAAAGAGGCAUUGCUUCUGUUCCUGAAAAGUUUGCCUGCUGGUUGCUACUUUAAUGUGGUUAGCUUUGGAUCAAACUACAAAUGUCUGUUUAACAAGAGCAAGGAGUACUGUGAAAAGACUCUGAAUGAAGCCCUCAAGGUCCAGGCCAAGAUGGGUGCAGACAUGGGUGGCACAGAGAUAUUCAAGCCCCUAGAAUAUGUCCUCAAAGAGAAAGUACAACAACAACCAAGGAACGUGUUUCUGCUGACAGAUGGGGACGUGGGUAAUAGUGAACAGGUGAUUGGGCUGAUUAGGAAGCACUCAGGGAAUACCAGAGUGUUUGCCCUGGGAGUGGGAAGUGGGGUGUCCACUUCGUUAGUGAAUGGCGUGGUCCGUGCAGGGAAUGGCCUCGCAGAGUUUAUCGCUGAUGAUGAACGCAUUCAACCCAAGGUUGUAUCCCUGCUAAAGUGUGCCAUGCAGCCGGCAGUUACGAACAUAGAGCUAACCUGGGACCUGCCCCCAGGGGUCACCCCAGUUUCCAUACCAACAGAUUGCCCUGUUAUGCUGACUGUGGGGCAAAGGCUAACAUUCUUUGCCAUGCUACAAGGGGUAGAUCUGGAUACAAUCUACGCCACCAGCAAGCUAACCUUGAAAGGUCAACAAAACAACAACCCUGUGACCUUUGACCUUCUGUUCACCCUAUCAGAGGAUGACAACUCAAGCGUGUCUGCACCUGUCCAUCGCCUAGCAACCAAGACUCAGAUCAAGCUUCUACAGGACGAGGAAGCAGCUUUGUGUAAUGAUGAUUACUACAAUCCAAAAGAUAUUGAUAAGGUUGAAGAAAUAAGGAAGAAGGUCGUUGGUGUGAGUCGGCAUGGUAACAUUGUGUCAAAGUUCACAUCAUUUGUUGCCGUGGAUUCAGAGGGUGAGAAGGUCAAAGGUGAACUGAAGACGAGGCAGUGUCCAGUCCCCACAACCAGCGAGGAGUUCUUGAAAGGCAUUGAGAGGGACAUGAUGUUGCAAUGCUGCCUUAUGGACUGUGCGCCUCAAAUGGAUUUAUGUAGUAUGGCCGCAAGUGGAUUUGAGUGUGAAAGUGGUUCGUUGUAUUUAAAAUCGAGUAAUAUGUAUGGUGGUGGUGGAGCAAAAAAGGCAAAGAAAAGCAAGGGCCUUGGCUUGAGUUGUGGUCUCAACAAGCUGAAAAACAUGGUGCCCUCCUUUCCAAGUAAAAAGAAGAAAAGAUCUUCUAAAUCAGAAGAGAUCGAUUUUGAAGAAGACGAUGCUGAGAAUUUAGAAGAAGAACCACAGAAACUUGGAACAGAUAGAGAAGACGAUGUUGAUGAUAACAAUGAUGACAGUUUGGGAAAGUCUUCUUCAGGUUUAUCAUCAGAUGAGGUGAUGAUGAAUGUGAUCACGCUACAGAAACUGGGUGGGAACUGGUCAAACACAACCCAGCUGGCCAGUUUGCUGCAAAUCCCGGAAGAUAUGCUAAAAUCUACAGACAUUAACGAGGACUGUGAUGUGCUGGCGACACUGAUAGUGUUGAGCUGGUUGCGCAGUAAGUACGCCCACCGAAAGGAGGAAUGGCAGAUGAUCGAGACCAAAGCACUCGCCUGGCUAGGGCAGCAGAGCCUGAAGAAACCAGUAGAGGAACUUCUCACACUUGUUGCCGACUCAGUCAUAAACAAGGUUUAAGUGAAUUAAAAUCUGUGAAGUGUAGCUGCUGUAACAAGACACAAGUGAAUUCAGUGAAUGAAAAUCCGAUAACUUUGGCUGACUUACAUAGAGUGAACUCUUAGAUUUGAGAACAUGCAUAAGGCAGAGCUACUAUAAUCAUGCCUGGUCCUCAACUUGGGUAGUGUUAUUUUAAUGCCAUAGUAAUUUGUAUCCAUUGUAAAUGUUGCGAAAUCAAAAACAAAUUGCACACUUCACAACAUUCUUUACCUUGAGCAAGAAAGUUUUAUAGAUGCAUUGAAAUAAACACAGAGAAGCAUUAUCAAAAAUUCCCAUUUCCUAGCAUAAUUUACUAAAAGUGAAAAAAUGUGUAGACAUGUCAUUUAUUUUCUCUGUUGACCAUUGCAUUUGUGGGAGUCAUUACGACUAAGUGUUGUUAAUGAAACAUGUACGGCUUUGUAUGUUGAAACAUCUUAUUGCCAAAUAAAUGUUAUGUUACUUUCUGGUUGCAGCUAUUUAGUGACUUACCUUAUUUAGAUCGGAAUUUUGUUUUUUCCAUUGAUUUUCACAGCAAAGAUUUAAUAUUACCAGAAAUAUUUAUAGUUUAUUUAUGCCCCGAAGGUGGGCAUAUUAAAAUCGCACUGUCUGUCUGUCCGUCCAUCUGUCCGUCCGUCCGUCCGUGUGUCCAGCUCAAUAACCCUACAUCUAAGGUCAAGGUCUCACUUAGGUGUUUAUUCACAAUGGAGUGCUGCAUAUAAGGACUUAAAGUAUAGGUUGUCGUGUCCGGGCUGUAACUUUCCCUUGUAUGGACAGAUUUUAAAAUAACUUUCCACAUGUGUUCCACAUACCAAGACGACGUGUCGCGUGCAAGACCCGUGUCCCUACAUCAAAGGUCAAGGUCUCACUUAGGUGUUAAUUCACAAUGGAGUGCUGCAUAUAAGGACAUAGAGUAUAGGUUGUCUUGUCCGGGCUGUAACUUUCUCUUGUAUGGACAGAUUUUAAAAUAACUUUCCACAUGUGUUCCACAUACCAAGAUGACGUGUCGCGUGCAAGACCCGUGUCCCUACCUCUAAGGUCAAGGUCACACUUAGUGUUUAUUCACAAUGGAGAUUUCUGCAUAUAAGGAAAUAGGGUAUAGGUUGUCAUGUCCGGGCUGUAACUUUCCCUUGUAUGGACAGAUUUUAAAAUAACUUGCGACAUGUGUUUGAUAUACCAAUACGAUGUGUCGCUUACAAGACCCAUGUCCCUACCUCUAAGGUGAAAGAUACACUUAGUGUUUAAUUACAAUGGAAUGCUGAAUAUAAGGACAUAACGGUGUAGAUUGUCAAGUAUGGGUGGUAUUUUUUAUGUUCAGAGGCAAUUUAAAAUAACUUGCCAUAUGUAUUUAACACGUAAAUGCAAGAUCACUUUUUCAUGUACUGACCUUGUUCAUAGGUCAAUGUCACAUUCGGGGGCAUUCGUCACAUACUGUGACAGCUCUAGUUUCUAUCUUUUUAUGGUUUAUACAUGUUGUUUUACAAUAAAUUUUACAGUUUAUAGUUAACUUUGGGCUUGUUUACAUUGUUAAGGUUUAAUAUGACCGCCAGAUUCAGGAGUGAAACAACCAUCAGAUUCAAGGUUUAGACAACCAUUAGAUUCAAUCAUUGAUGGUAGACUAUUACAUUAUGUUAAGAUCAUAAAAAUUAUUAGUUCUACCCUCUGUAAAUGCAAGUUUAUUCAACAAAACAGUCUACAAAUGUAUAUUGAAUCAAAGUCCACUCACAUUUAUUUUUUCUGAGCAUUUAUUGUUCAGUUAUGACUAUUCCAAUCAGAGUCAUACAUUGUACCCAUAUAGACAUUUCAUUUUACAAUGGCUUUUACUGCACUAUUUGUGCAAAUUGUUUAUAUACUACAUCCUGACUCAUUUUGAGUGUCACAUUUAUCAUUAUUUUACCGUUCAUUACUGAUGUAAGUGCUGUUCUUUUAAGGUGUCUUUGAACCAUUUAUUUUUAACAGAGAUUUUUUUUCAAUUGUCACAUUCAUCUUUAUUUUUUACCGGACAUUACAAGUGCUGUUCUUUAAAGCUGUAUUUUAAUAAUUAAACAUAUUUUUUUAAGAUCCUUGUCUGUUUGUUUUGAGGAAAAGCGUUGAUGUAUUAAAAUAGUGUUUUUUAAUUUCAGUAUUGAUUUUAUCCGGAACGGACACACAUGAUAGAUAUUUUUCUAGGAUACCUUAAAUUACAUUUUUAUGCGAAGAAAAAACAUAAGAAAGCGCGUUUUGUACAUUUCACCAAAAAGCGCGUGCGAUGAUGUUUACUGACGUCAUGACGCGCAGUAAUUUGUAUUCAUUGCAUACGUCAAUAAGUUCCUUCGCUAUCACAUCUUUUAAGGGUUAUUUUGUUUUGUUUUUAAGGAAUAUUUUUGUAAAGUUAAUGUUAAUGGAACUCAUCUAUUGAAAUCUCAUAACUAUGGUUACAUUAAGUGUUUAAUAAAAGAAAUUGAAAGUAUUACGUCACAGCGCGUGACUCAUCUGGCAUGGGGGAUGCCAGAUGGAGUUUUCCAGCACGGCUGAAUUGACCGGAAAUGCCUAUCCGGUGUGCUAGAUAUAUCUGUCAUGUGUUCCCGUUCCGGAUAGAAAAAUCCGACCCGAGGGCACCUGCGUUGCCAGGUAACGAGGCUUGCCGAGUUACCGGCUACGCAGCGUGCCCGAGGGUCGGAUUUUUCUAUCCGGAACGGGAACACAUGACAGAUAUUAUUAUUAAAGAUAUAUUAAAUUAUUAUGCCCCCCCCCCUUCGAAAACGAGGGGUAUAUACCUUUGCACAUGUAGGUCGGUCGGUCGGUCGGUCGGUCGGUAGACCAAAGCUUGUCCGAGUGAUAACUCAACAAUUCCUGGACGUAUGGUCAUUAAACUUGACAUGAAGGUUGGGCCUGACCAGUAGAUGACCCAUAUUGAUUUUAGGGUUCAUCGGGUCAAUGGUCAAGGUCACAGUGACCUUUAAUGAUAAAAGUGUUUUAAAGCUUGUCCGAGUGAUAACUCAACAAUGCCUAGACCUAUGAUCAUCAAACUUGAUAUGGAAGUUGUGCCUGACCAGCUGAUGACUCCUAUGGAUUUUGAGGUCAUAGAGUCAAAGAUCAUGGUCAUAACACACUCUAUCCUCACACUUUGAAUGGUCAUAAUCUGAAAACUGCCUCAACGGCAUCCAAUGUCAGUGACAAAUCAGCUGUCAUUUCGGUCCAUGCAUAUUUCAUUCAAUUUUCCAUAUAAUCCUGACAACAUGGCGCUCAGGGGGGCAUGGUGUUUGACAAACAUCUCUUGUUAUUUUUGAUUUUCGUUGAUGUUUUAAAAUAACAUUGAACUGUUUUUUUCUUCAGAAAAUGAUAUUGCAUUGCUUUAUCCUUGUGUUUAUACAUUGCUCUGUUUAUUGUAUUACCUAUUUUAAGGUGAACUGGCUGUUUUAAGUCAAAAUGCAUUUUUUACAAGUGAUGUUUUGGGGUAUGUUCAAGGUUUCAGAUGUUUUUUAUAAUAUGUUAUCUUAAUCAAUACUAUGUUACUGACUGUUAUUUAUAUGAGUAUUGAUCAAUGUUGUCAGUCUUGCCUCAUCUUCUUGUCUUCUCUGUAAUAUAAGUGAACGUGAAUGUUCAAAGGCAAUUUUCUGUGGUUAAAAGUUUCAUUCUUUCAAAAAGGAUUUGAAACAACAUUUUCUAUAAUUUUGAUAGCCUUGGGGCCACACCUGAUCAUUUGUUUGUUAAAUAUUUUAGAUAUGUCAAACUGCAUAAAAAACUGAUUCUAUAAAGUCUUAAAACAAGCUAACACAUGUUUAUUCUGUCGAAAUCACUAUAGUUGAUAGUGUUUAUGUUCAAUAAGUGUCCCAGAAUGUAUGUUCAUAAAGGCGUUCAUACUAUAUAAGUUUAUGCAUUUAAGCUCGAGUGUUUUAAAGAAAGAAAGUCUGGAUAUAAUCAUAAAAUAUUAACUUAUCAUGUUCAUGUCUACAAUGACGAAAAUUCAUAUUAUUAGCAAGUUCAAUAACUCUGGUUGAAUCGUUGUUAGACAUUGAACAAUUGUCGAACUGGAAAAAGGCUGAGAGUUGACAUACGUUUACAAGACGAUGCAUAUUUCAAUCUAUGGUGUUGUAUCCACAAUUGAAAAAAAAUAGCCAUACUCUUGUUUUAUAAUUAAAAUUAAAUUUACAAAUACACUUAUAUCUCUCUUCGUGAUAUAUACUCAUUUACAUUUUAUUUUAGAAAAUUUAUUCUCAAUCUAUUUUUACACAAAAUGACAUUUACAUGCGUAUCAGUGUAUAUUGUUAAAAAUGCAAUAAAGUGCUUAAACAUA
Messenger RNA from Mya arenaria, 6945 nucleotides. RefSeq names its product von Willebrand factor A domain-containing protein 5A-like. Lineage: Eukaryota; Metazoa; Mollusca; Bivalvia; Myida; Myidae. The transcript has 18 exons. The record is from RefSeq and is a predicted model, not a curated record. Bases 72 to 2654 code for a protein of 860 amino acids.